Penaeus vannamei (Pacific white shrimp) is the source of this 3536-nucleotide messenger RNA. RefSeq names its product Tryptophan 2,3-dioxygenase vermilion (gene v). Lineage: Eukaryota; Metazoa; Arthropoda; Malacostraca; Decapoda; Penaeidae. The record is from RefSeq and is a predicted model, not a curated record. Gene Ontology annotation, molecular function: metal ion binding; heme binding; L-tryptophan 2,3-dioxygenase activity.
AGAUCAGUUCACAGUAAGACGUUCGCGGAGAGACACGUGCCCCUUCGCGCUCCUCCGUCUGGAUUUAAGCCCUCAUUUUUUUUCUUUGUCGACGCGUCUGUGCGUGCCCUUUCGGACUUCCUCGUUCACUCCUUUGGCAGAGGGAGUCGGCACGGUUCUCUGCACUGUUCUUCGACGGAACUUUAAUUGCUGCUUGACCAAGCAAAUCCAUUGGCAGACUGUGGCUUUUUUUCUUUUAUUUAUAUAUUUUUUUCUGGUUCGGUUAUUGCACUUUCCAAGACUAAUCGUCGAGGGAGAUAAUACUCCGUUUUGUACAAGAUGAGCUGUCCAUACGCCAGGGAAAAUGGGGUGGACACAGCCCAGCAGGGGAAGAACCUCUUGGAUUUCGGUGGGAUUACUUACACGUCUUACCUCCAACUUCACAAAAUCCUCAAUGCUCAGACCAUGAUGUCGACGGAGGAUGGGACACCCGUUCACGAUGAGCACCUCUUCAUCAUCAUUCAUCAAGCAUACGAGCUCUGGUUCAAACAAAUCAUCUACGAGAUCGACUCAGUCAGGGAGAUCUUCAGUCAAGAGGAGGUCGACGAACACAAGAUGUUGGAGAUUGUCAAGAGGAUGCAGCGAGUCACCUUGAUCCUGAAGCUGUGUGUCGACCAGUUCCUCAUCCUGGAGACUAUGACGCCUCUCGACUUCAUUGAAUUCCGUAACUACUUGUCCCCGGCUUCAGGCUUCCAGAGUUAUCAGUUCAGAUUGCUCGAGAACAAGGUUGGACUUCGAGGGGAUCUCCGCGUAAGAUACAACCAAGAGAACUACAUGAAGGUGUUUGGAGACGAGCCUGAAGUCUGCAAAAACAUCAUGAAGUCCGAGGAGGAACCUUCCCUUCAGAACCUCGUCAGUCGCUGGUUGGAGCGCACACCGGGGCUCGAGGAAAAGGGCUUCAACUUCUGGAACAAAUACAAAAUGGCCGUCGAUAGCAUUUUGACGCAGGAGUACCGGGAGGCUGAGACCGAAGAAUGCGAGACCUUACGGAGCCACCUGAUCGACCAAAACAAAAAGAGGCGAGAGCUCUUCGACAGCAUCUUCGACUCGAGGAUCCACAACGCACUCAUGGCCCGCGGAGAGCGACGUCUCACGCACCGGGCCAUGCAGGGAGCUCUCAUGAUUUCCUUGUACAGGGAGGAAUCGCGCUUCAACCAGCCUCACCAGCUCCUCCAGCUCCUCAUGGAUGUUGAUUCGCUCAUGACCAAGUGGCGAUACAGCCACGUGAUGUUGGUACAGAGGAUGAUUGGGUCACAGCAGAUCGGCACAGGUGGUUCGUCAGGCUACCAGUACUUGCGCUCCACUCUUAGUGAUCGUUACAAGGUGUUCAUCGAUCUGUUCAACCUGAGCACCUUCUUGCUGCCAAGAAACUGCAUCCCGCCCUUAACACGCCAGAUGAAGAACCGCCUCAGCAUCAUGGAGGAGGAACAGAAGGAGGAGGAAAGCAAAGUCACUUCUUCAGCGUUGCACUCGACUGCGAAAGCCCCCAUUCCUCCUUCGGACUCCCCGUGUCCUCGAGAGAACGGAGAGGAAAAGGCGUCAUCAGACAGUGACUUAGAAAAGAGUUUGGAAAAUAGUAUGGAAAGGUCCUGUGAAGCUUCGAUGUAGAAGGGGGAAAUGGCAACGGUAUUGUUAGGAAUUUUACAUAGAUGCGCUGUAGUGUUAGUUGGAUAUUGUUGGAUCUGUCUUUGGCAGUUCCUCUUUUUUUUCUUUCUUUAAGUCAUUCCUUGAGAACUUGCUGUCUGAAUAAUGUGAUAAUGGUACAUAAACACCUUUCCAAUGGUUUUGGCAUGGUACAAAUGUCCAUUUCAUUUUGUGAAAAUGGAUAAUGUUUAUUUGACUUCGAUAUGUACAUGCAUUUUAUAUAUAUAUUGCAUUAGCUACAGUAACAUAAGGUUUUAUUUGUUUAAAGGCAGUUGCUGUGGUGCUCUUUUAUUUCGCAUUCAUUUCAUGCAUUUCAUUUUGAUAAGCUGUCAGUAAUGGUAUGAAAUUAGGGUAUUUGACAAAAUGUGUCACAGUUACAAAAGUGUGGCUAUAACUAAUAUCAAAUUAGCUAGUACUUUAAGUCUUGUGAAAAAUACUCAAUAUUGCUUUUAAAAAGUGUCUAAAUAUCUGAUAUUGGGAAUUCUCUUACAAAUACAAGAUUAUGUCAUCUUUCAAGUGGGUAUUUCUGAUAAAGCUUAUAUGUAUUUCUUACUUUAUUGUAUGUUUUAUGUUUUAGCAUAUAAGUUAAGACCAUAUAUUUUCAGAAAACAUAAACGUCAGACUGCUGUAUAGAUAUGUAGUGAAUGACCAUUUUAAUAAAAAAGAAGAUAUUUUUGCUCAUGAAAAUGGCUCCCUUAAAUACAAGAAGGACCCAGUCCAAACUGUAUUAUCAGUAUAUACGUGUUUGAGGUUUUGUUGGCAUUUGCCAGAACGCAGAGGGUGUGGUAAUAUAAUGGUACAACGCCAUCAUACUGGCCUUCAGACUGAAUUUUCCAUUACAAAUCACAUCAGGUAGAUUUGCAUAGGACACAGUCAACGUAACUUGACUAUGUCCAAUCUCAAGAGAGAAAAGGUAGGUAGCCUACUUUGAUUCACCGAUUCUUUUGUGAAAAAAAAUUCUUGCAGGCAGCAAAUUUCAACAAUAAAAAGUUAAAAUAUAAUUAAAUACGAAAGAUGUGUAAAUACAUUUUCUUCCAUUACAAAAUAGAUUUGAUGAAUCGGAGUGUCCAAUCUCAGUUGCUAAUUUUUCAAAUUUUCCCCGAGAUUAGACACAUUGCAUGAAAUGAAAGUCCCAUAUUUAGCGAGUUUCUUCUAAAUAUUUGUCUGAAGUUCACGUGCAUUUUCAAAAAAUCAGAUCGCCCUUAUUCUAUAUAUUUAAAUACUUUCUCGUAUUAAUACUCAUGUAUCAAGGUAUUUUAUGUUAGAUUAUGAGAUAUUGCUAACUGCAAGAACAUUUUUUGUACAAGAAAAUUCGAAGUUAGGAAAAAAAACAUACAAGAGAAACUCCACACAAGGUUCUAUAUUAUUUUAUUACUAUUAUUAUUAUUAUAUGAAAUGUUGAUUUCUUGAAUUUUAUUUUUCAGAUUAGAAGUAUUAUAUGGUUGGGUGAUUGAAUAGUAUCAUAACUUUUUUUUGCAUAAUUACCAACAUUAUUUAUGAUUAUGAUUCGCAUUGUAUUGAACAUAACUUAAUUCCAAGAUAGUUUAGCCACAGAUAUUUAAGAAAAAAACAUCAAUCAUCUCUUUUAAGCAUCUAGUUUGUCACAGAUUUAUUAGUCUCAUUUUCUUUCAUUUUCUUCUAUCAUCAGAAUAAACUUAAGCUUAUUUUGCUUAUAGUUUUUGUUGUUGUUGUUCUACUAUAAAUUGUUGCACAUGUUAUACUUAUUCAUUUGGAUAGCAUAUUUUAGGAGCAUUUUUAUUUCUGUAAGUCAUAAUAUAAUUGAGAAAACCGACAGUUUUGUAAGUGGCAUCUGCUCCAUUCCUUGUGCAUUUUAUGGACAUCACAAAAAAAAA